Messenger RNA from Amaranthus tricolor (Joseph's coat), 945 nucleotides. RefSeq lists its product as uncharacterized. The transcript has a single exon. NCBI's taxonomy places the organism in Eukaryota, Viridiplantae, Streptophyta, Magnoliopsida, Caryophyllales, Amaranthaceae. The coding region runs from base 132 to 671 and encodes 179 amino acids. The record is from RefSeq and is a predicted model, not a curated record.
CCCAAUUGCAAAUAUUUUCAAUUCCCCAUUCUUAAUAUAAUCCCUUCUUCUUCUUCUUCUUCUUCUUUAUCCUUCAAUUACUCUUCAAACCCAGAAUAAACACAAAAUCUUUCAAUUAACCACAAACAAAAAUGGGUAAUUGCAAUUGUUCACUAAAAACUUCCCCAACAACACCCAAAAAAUCUCAACAUUCAUUCCAAAUCAUGACGGAUUCAGGUCGGGUUAUCCAAAUUGACGGUCCAAAACUAGCUCAAGAAGUCCUUGAUGAUUAUCCGGGUUAUGGAAUUUACCAAAGAGGUCAUUUAACAUUGCCAUUGUUUGAGGAUGAGCUUCUUAUUAAUGGUCAAGUUUACUAUCUUUUACCAUUUGGGUUGUCAAGUAGUAAGAACUUAGCUGAAACGACGUCGUUGAGCUUUAGGAAGGAUCAAAACUCUGCGUUUGAGGUUUUGCCGUCUAGGGGAAAUGGUGUAUGGAAAGUUAAAAUGGCUAUAAAUAGUAAAGAGUUAGAGGAAAUGUUGUCUGAUAAUGCUGAAGCUUUGAUUCAAAUGAUGAGAUCCGCCGCGAAAUCGUCGGAGAAAUCUCCUGAGAGGAGUUUUAGAUGGAAAUCAAUGGGUUUGAUUGCUGCUGGUCUUAAAAGUCCGGUAGUUUCUAAGAGGUUGACUGCUUGUUAAUUCUUGGAAUAAAAUAAUAAGUAUAAUUUUGUUAACGACAAUCUAUUUAUAUUUGAUUCAUAAAGUCGAUAAAUGUAAUAUUUGUUUUCAAUUGUAGGUAAUUCUCGAGCUAGGUUUUCACCGGCCUCAACAUCUAUAUAUUUUGAUAAGAUUAUGACCUUCUUCAUUAUUUGCUCUAUGAACGGAAAAUACCGAGUAUGAUGAUAGCAAGGAAAUUGUGUGUAAUUAUGUGGUUUACAUGAAUGAUAAUUAAUAGUCCUAAUUCCUAAAAAAA